Molecule: messenger RNA, 201 nt
Organism: Plenodomus lingam JN3
Lineage: Eukaryota; Fungi; Ascomycota; Dothideomycetes; Pleosporales; Leptosphaeriaceae
Source: RefSeq, a predicted model, not a curated record
AUGAGGGGGUUGCGGUUUGAGCGUCGCUGGGCAGGUGUGUGUACGUGUGUUGGGGGUUGUACAAGGGGGCGUAUUGGGGAGGGUGUGGGAGUGUGGGAGUGUGCGUCUGUGACCCAUACCUACACCUAUUCCUCCGUCCAUCCAUCCGUCUUUUAUCCCACCACCACCACCACCACCACCACCACCACCACCACCAUGUAG